Molecule: messenger RNA, 737 nt
Organism: Scleropages formosus (Asian bonytongue)
Lineage: Eukaryota; Metazoa; Chordata; Actinopteri; Osteoglossiformes; Osteoglossidae
Gene: lgals2b
Product: lectin, galactoside-binding, soluble, 2b
Exons: 4
Coding region: 40-441 (133 amino acids)
Molecular function (GO): carbohydrate binding; galactoside binding; laminin binding
Source: RefSeq, a predicted model, not a curated record
GCAUUCGGUGAUGAGAAGUGCUACACUGAUGCAGGCACGAUGAGUCUGACACUGAAGAAUAUGUCUAUAAAGGCUGGGAAGGAGCUGAAGAUCACAGGUGUUCCCAAGCCUGAUGCCCUCAGUUUCUCUGUCAACAUUGGCCACGGGGAGGACAACAUUGCACUGCACUUCAACCCUCGGUUCAACUAUCAAGGAGACAACAAUGUCAUAGUCUUCAACUCCCGCCACGGAGGCUCCUGGUCUGAGGAGCGUAGAGAGAACCACUUCCCCUUUGAGCAGGGAGAAGAGUUCAAGGUGACCAUCUCCUUCAACAAUGAAGAGUUUCGGGUCAAGCUGCCUGAUGGCAACAUGCUGUACUUUCCCAAUCGCUUUGGUGACGACAAGUACAUGUACAUCCAAGUAGAGGGAGAUGCCAGGGUCACUGGCUUCAAAUUGAAGUAGUCAAAUCAAGCAACCGGGAGCAUCCUUGUUUCGACUGCUAAUAGGUUUCAGUGUCUGACUAUUGAUUGGCUGAUGGGUUUCAUGUCUGUCUGCUGAUUGGUUAGCCAUGAUUACGUGCUUAUCGUCUAUCUAGACACUCGUGCCUUUAACAUCCUCCUCCUCGCAAUACACCUUUCACUUGUAUAAAGGCUGUGAACAUGCAUGCAGACAACUGACCUCAGUAGUGACCAUGUCAUAAUCAGUUACCAGUCUGUAAAUGGCUUUCUCACAUUACAUAUGUGUUUUAAUAAACCACU